Molecule: messenger RNA, 296 nt
Organism: Staurois parvus
Lineage: Eukaryota; Metazoa; Chordata; Amphibia; Anura; Ranidae
Source: the annotation of a GenBank genome assembly
CAGAAAGAACAGUAAAAAUGCAGGCAGGGCACAGGACAAAUUUGUAUGUGAAAUGGUUUGAUACAUAAAUGUCACUUUUGUCAUUUUCAAAAUUUCCCGCCAGUUCCGUCCCCGUACGUCCCGAGGCUCGCAGAGGACAGAACCCAGAUGACGGCAUCCACCGGAGGACAUUACAGGGGACACUGCAGGAGGGACAUCGCGGGAGCGCAGGACAAGGUAAGUGAUCAAGGGAUCCUGGAGCAGCACCGCAUGGUAAGCCCGAGUGUAGCUCGGGGUUACCGCUUGCGGUACUGAAA